Messenger RNA from Hevea brasiliensis (rubber tree), 1676 nucleotides. Its product is annotated as nuclear transcription factor Y subunit A-6. Gene Ontology annotation, cellular component: CCAAT-binding factor complex. The coding region runs from base 444 to 1355 and encodes 303 amino acids. The record is from RefSeq and is a predicted model, not a curated record. Gene Ontology annotation, biological process: regulation of transcription by RNA polymerase II. The transcript is spliced from 6 exons. Gene Ontology annotation, molecular function: DNA-binding transcription factor activity, RNA polymerase II-specific; RNA polymerase II cis-regulatory region sequence-specific DNA binding. Lineage: Eukaryota; Viridiplantae; Streptophyta; Magnoliopsida; Malpighiales; Euphorbiaceae.
GUGUGUGUGGAGAAGAAAAGAUUGUAGCAGGAGAAGGUGGUAGUGGUACUGGUACACCUGAGGGUGAAAAGGAAAGAGAGACAGAUUCUCAGGUGCAACCAGAAGCAGGGUUGAGUUUUGGUACCUAUAAAUGAGCUAGAACAAGGUAGCGAGUGUUUUCUUUUAAGAGAGAGAGAGUGUGAGAGAGAGUGUGAGAGAGAGAGCAGAAGGAGAUAAUCACAAAACCAAGGCAACAUUAAUUCCCACUUAUUGUUUCUCGGCAACAUUAAUUCCCACUUAUUGUUUCUCUGCACUUUACCAAAUCCCAAAAGUAGCGUAAGAAAGAUUCUGGUAUCAAUUCUGCCCAUUUAACAUCUCCACACAUUAUUGGUUGCGAACCAUUAGGGAUUUCUGCUUUAUCAACAGUCCAACAGUCAUCUUUAUCUGAAGGUUUAUGCUUGAAGAUGGGGGUUCCACAACAGAAUUUUCAUGGUACCAAGAAAUCAACUUUUCAAUUUCAAGACCAGGAUUCUUCUUCAACUCAGUCUACUGGUCAAUCUUACCCUGAAGUAGCUCGCAUGGGAGAAGGAUUUAAUGGAACUUGUGGAAAGGCUGAGGGAGGUCACACUAAAUUAGCACCAUCAAUGGGAACUCAGGAUUUUAUCUUCCCUUCACAAGUUGACUACAGCCGGUCCAUUGCUGGCGUUCCCGUCCAUUUUGUAGAACCAUAUUUUGGGGGCUUACUAGCUGCAUAUGGACAACAGGCAAUGAUUCAUCAUCCUCAGAUGUAUGGAAUGGCUUCUUCUCGGUUGCCACUACCUCUUGAACUUACAAAAGAUGAACCCAUUUUUGUCAAUGCAAAACAGUACAAUGCAAUUCUCAGGAGGAGACAGUACCGUGCCAAGCUUGAGGCUCAAAACAAACUCGUCAAAAUUCGGAAGCCAUAUCUUCAUGAAUCUCGGCACCUUCAUGCACUGAAGAGAGCUAGGGGCUGUGGUGGACGCUUUCUCAAUGUGAAAAAGCAUGACAAGUCCGAUGAUGCCACAGGCUCUGCUGAAAUUCAUUUGGCUGGAAAUAUGUCAGAAUCUGAAGUUCAUCUUUAUGCAUUGAAGAGAGGUAGGAGUUGUGGUGGACAUUUUCGCAAUGUGAAAAAGCAUGACGACUCUGAUGAUGCCACAGGCUCUGCUGAAAUUCAUUUGGCUGGAAAUAUGUCAGAAUCUGAAGUUCAUCAGCCAGAAAAUCACAGAGAUGGUGCUUCUGCCACUUCUUGCUCAGACAUCACAAGUGCCUCCAACAGUGGCAACAUCUUCCAGCAGCCAGAAUUCAAGUUCUCUGGAUACCCUUCUCACGUUGUUGGGACCAUGCAAGGGCGCUGAGUUGGUAUGCAUGGUGGUGGAAGCCAGCACCGUGCAUCUGCCCUCUUGUGCGAGAAGAGGCAUACAACCAAUCUCGGCAAUCCGUGUUCGCCACCAAUUAGAAGACAGUUGCUAAUAUUUCCUUGGGAAGUCAUCCUUGGCUCAGUUAAUCUGCAUUUUGUUUGUUUCGUUGCAUGCAUGCGUAUUCUCCAAAACUGAUGAUUUGACUCGAUGUGUCUACGUUCAUGUACUUGUGAAUUGAGAAGGUAUGCUGGUUGAUGACAAAUUUAACACAUCUAGCACUUGUACUAAUUUCUGGGUGAAGCUCUGCAUGUUUAUCCA